Messenger RNA from Spodoptera littoralis (African cotton leafworm), 708 nucleotides. The record is from the annotation of a GenBank genome assembly. NCBI's taxonomy places the organism in Eukaryota, Metazoa, Arthropoda, Insecta, Lepidoptera, Noctuidae.
AUGACUCGAAACCGUAUGACCUGUACGACUGGGUGUGGGUUCCACUCCGGUGCACCGACGCUGGUACACGAGCACACCGGCCACUGGUCUGUCGUUGCCUUGUCUCAUGGUGGGUCCCCCUGUCCAGAUCCCCUGCGUACCCGUCGCCCACCACCGCCACCACACCAUAUUGUGAUCCAUCCUUACGUGCCGUGGAUUACUGCUGCUAUUACUGGCAAAGCUGUGGGAGCCUUCGCUAAGGACGAUCCUUUUGGUUUUAUCAUGCCCAGAGCUUCAAUCUACGAUCUGAUUGCCCACGGCUGGGUAGGCCACUGGUGGAUGGGAGGACUCAGGUGCUAUGACCGAGGAGAAGCCGCUGAUGACCUGUUCAAGUUCUACCACGAGAUAUUCCAGAUUAAACCGGUUACUGAGACCUUCCUUACGUAUUAUUUAGAGAUCGAUGCAGCCAAGGACACGCUGAUCAUCUGCGUGAAGGUUGGUAUGCCGUACCGGCUCGGCAAACCUCGAGUGUGGGAACUUGACAGUCCUAUUGUUAAGGUCCGCAUCCCAAUGAUAAGGUUUUACGAUACGUACAAAUUUCAAGUGGAGGCGUGGGCCUAUAAUACCACGGAAUCAGAUGAGUCUAGCAAAGUGACCAGCGAGUCUAGCGAAGAGAAGAGCGACAGCAGCGAAGAAGAUAGGAGAAGAAUGAUGAACCAUAGGAUUUGA